AUGGCCCCCUCUACACCUCAAAUUUCUGAAGCUGAUAUUCAGGAUCCUACUCAAUACUUUGAGAACAGGAAUACAUGGCUUGCGUCUCAGAAGGCGUCAGGGGAAAAUCCAUACCCUAACAAGUUCCGUGUUUCGAUGACUCUUGCUGAAUACAUCAAAAAGUAUGAAACAUUGGCUGAUGGUGAACACCUUGAAACAUUGGCGGAUGGUGAAGAUGUUCAAGUUUCUUUGGGUGGUAGGAUUAUGCAAAAGAGAACUUCAUCUUCAAAGUUGUUGUUUUAUGAUUUGCAUGAUGAGGGUUUGAAGGUGCAACUCAUUGUUGAUGCACGGAAUUCUGGCAUGGAUGAAGCUGAAUUCACACGCUUCCAUUCUGGUGUCAAACUUGGUGACAUUGUUGGUGUUACUGGAUUUCUAGGAAAGACCAGAAGAGGAGAAUUAAGUGUUUUCACUGGAUUUCCAGGAAAGAGCAAAAGAGGAGAAUUAAGUGUUCUCCCCAAAUCUUUCAUUGUUUUAUCUCCUUGUCUCUGUAUGAUGCCAAGAAAUAAAGCAGGAACUGGCGGUGAUAAUUCAGAUAUUUCCAAGAAAACUGAUCCAUGGGUACCUGGAAGUGCUAGGAAUCCAGAGUCAUACACUUUGAAGGAUCAAGAAACAAGAUAUCGCCAGCGUUACUUGGACUUGAUGUCGAAUCCGGAGGUAAGACAAAUAUUCAGAACUCGAGGUAAGGUUGUUAAGUACACUAGGAAAUUCCUCGACGAUCUUGAUUUCGAGGAGGUAGAAACCCCCAUGAUGAGCAUGAUUGCUGGUGGAGCAGCAGCCAGGCCAUUUGUUACUCAUCAUAAUGAACACAACAAGAAUCUCUUCAUGCGUGUUGCCCCUGAGCUAAAUCUCAAGAGGCUGGUUGUUGGUGGAUUCAACCGUGUGUACGAGAUAGGAAAACGAUUCAGAAACGAAGGAAUUGAUCUGACACAUAAUCCAGAGUUCACUACGUGUGAGUUUUAUAUGGCUUACGCGGAUUACAAAGACUUGAUGGAUAUCACGGAGAAGAUGUUGAGUGGUAUGGUAAAGGAAUUGACUGGUGGCUAUAAAAUUAAGUACCACGCAAAUGGGAUGGACAAGGAUCCAAUAGAGAUUGACUUCACUCCUCCAUUCAGAAGGAUUGAGAUGAUAGGAGAGUUGGAGAAGAUGGCUGGCAUUGAGAUACCCAAGGAUCUGUCAAGCGACGCAACCAACAAGUAUUUGCUGGAUGUAUGCACCAAGUUUAAUGUCAAGUGCCCACCUCCUCAAACAACAUCGCGGUUGUUAGACAAGCUUGUUGGACAUUUCUUGGAGGAGAUAUGUGUGAAUCCAACCUUUAUCACUAACCAUCCUGAGAUUAUGAGCCCCUUGGCAAAGUCGCAUAGAUCGAAGCUAGGCUUGACUGAGCGUUUCGAAUUGUUCAUCAAUAAGCAUGAACUUUGCAAUGCAUACACGGAGUUGAAUGAUCCUGUGGUACAACGUGAGCGAUUUGCUGCGCAACUAAAGGACCGGCAAUCUGGUGAUGAUGAGGCAAUGGCAUUUGAUGAAGAUUUUUGCAAGGCUUUGGAUUAUGGAUUGCCCCCCACUGCUGGUUGGGGUUUGGGGAUUGACCGGCUCACUAUGCUGCUUACUGAUUCACAAAAUAUUAAGGAGGUCAUGUUCUUUCCUGCUAUGAAGCCUCAAGACGAACCUGCCAACAAAGCUACUUAA
This is a messenger RNA of Papaver somniferum (opium poppy), 1725 nucleotides long. Its product is annotated as lysine--tRNA ligase-like. The coding region runs from base 1 to 1725 and encodes 574 amino acids. Gene Ontology annotation, molecular function: tRNA binding; lysine-tRNA ligase activity; ATP binding. The transcript has a single exon. The record is from RefSeq and is a predicted model, not a curated record. Gene Ontology annotation, cellular component: cytosol; cytoplasm. Gene Ontology annotation, biological process: lysyl-tRNA aminoacylation. NCBI's taxonomy places the organism in Eukaryota, Viridiplantae, Streptophyta, Magnoliopsida, Ranunculales, Papaveraceae.